AAGAAAAACAAGGAAGGCCAGUUGCCUCUUGAAAAAGCACCUUUGGGACAACCAUGACUUGGAUGACUGAGAAUCUCCAUAGACAUUUACUUCUCAGAUCUUAUUGCAGAUAGGAUAGGAUAUUCAUUUAUCCUUGAGAUAAAAGAAUUGCAAAGCAGGUAGAAAAGUAAUGAUAGACAGACAGACAGACAGAUCGUUAGCUCAAGAGUAGAUAAUGGGUUAUGUCACUACAUAUUAUAUAAUGUUUAGUUCCAGAUCUAGUUUCUGCAAACCAUAUUACAAAGUACAGAUAUGACUAAUAGUUUUAAAUAAAAAAUGCACAUUUUUCCAUGCAGCACUGAAAUAGCCUGUUUUAUUAUUAUUCAUUUGGUGGAAACUCAUGCAAGCAUUGUAGAAGGCAGGCAUAUAAGGUAUGAAGUGUGCAAGAAGAGAAAUAAAUUCUGACUUGGUUUUGACAAGAAAAUCAUGCUGUCAUUUCAAAGCUCACUUAUUUCACUUCAGAAGUAGAAUGGCUACACAAAUCUACUUAAUUCCAUAUUUUAAAGUUUGAUUUGACCACCUGAGCCCUAAUCCAUAAAAUUCAAUCCUAAACACAGCCUGUAUCAAGUGUGAAUGUCCCAGAAGCAUUUUAAUGGUGUGGAAAAGUCAGUAUCAGACAACACACAUUUUUUCUUAUAUUCAAUUCAUCUCACUUUACUGAUUUAUUUAUAUUUAGACAAACAGAUUAUAAGUACUUCCCUACAAUUUGUACCAUGACAGCAGUUCCAAGUUCCAGACUUGCUGUUAGGCAAGAUAUGACAAUGACUCAGGAAGCAGAUACUGGCAAGAGGAAGUCGGGCAGCAGAGGUGAAAAAGGAGUAUGCGGUAUUCAAUUGUGAGGCUAGGUUUCCAUGGAACAAGUAGAGAAACUCUAAAGGUGCUUCUUCAGGCAUCCUUUGGUAAUUUGAACACCCUUGCUGAUGUUUCUGAAGAGGUGGUCCAAGGACGUGGGACAAAAGAGCUGAUCAUCACUACUUCCUAUGUGAAGCUUUUGAAUCACAUCCUGAAACGUGUUACAUACACUAGUACAAAAUACCUACUAGAUGUAGUGGACAUGAUGAACUUUACAGAGGGAACUUAUCUUGUUAGAUUUCCUGUGACCAUUCAACAAUUCCACCUUCCUAAACUAGUUGACUCAGGGCCAGAUAACAGCAUUAGAAACAUGGCAACCAUCACAGUAGUAAAAGCAUUUUUAUGUUACCAACUGCAGAUCCUCCUGAAAAGCAUAAAACAAUACUAUCCAGAUAUAACAAUAAUUGUGGCAGAUGACAGUGAACACCCAGAGAAGAUUGAAGAGGCAAAUGUUCAGCAUUACAUUAUGCCUUUUGGAAAGGUUGGAGGCAGUGUGGAUGGAAAUGAAUAUAAAUUUAAGAUUUUCUAUGAGGAAGGAGAAGAUAGCAGCUGCUUGCACCUCAGAAGUGGCUUUUAUCAUCACUUGGAAGGCUUUCCCAACUGUGUUGUGACUAGCAGUGUAGUCAAUUUCUUCCUGGCUCACACAGAGGAAAGCAGGCAUGUUGGAUUUGAUCCUAAACUUCAGAGGGUGGCUCAUUUAGAAUAUUUUAUGGAUGGGCUUGGAAGCUUGCAGAUUGGCUCCUGCAAUGAUGUUAUCAUUGGUCACCAGUCACACUUAAUUUACACCAACAUACAAGAAGCUAAUGUUGAAAAAUUGUAUAGACAAUUUCGGAAUAACUGUGAGAAAGAAAUUAGGUUUAAAUUGUCGUUACAUUACUUUAAGAACAGAAUGAAAUGUUAUUCAAAAGACUGAUUGAUUCUUCCAAAUCUGAAUAGUUUUGGAAUAGAUUCAGCAACUUUAAUUGUUUUAGGUAUUGUAUUUUUUCUCUUGACAAUUCAAUGUUUUACAGAUUUCAUCAAAAAUGACUAUUUUUAAUGUACUUUAUGAAUCUUCUUUAUUAUGGAAGUUCUAAUAGAAGAAUUCUCUUUUCUUCCAGAUCUUUAUAUAUAUUUAACAAUAAAUAUGUAAAUUUUUGUGACAACUAUAGUUUGUUCUAUUUACUUUUUAAAUAGUUUUAAAUAGUUUUUCAAAUUAUUCCUCCAAAUCUGCAGGUGCCUCAUUUGUAUAUGGAGAAUUAAAAUGGCUUUUGUCCUUUUCUUUUAAGAUGAACAUGUCACUAUCUAGGAAUUUCUUAGGCCGCUAUUGUUUACUUGUGAAUUCACACUAUAAAUUGAACAGUCUAAUUGGAGAUGUACAUUCUACCAUUUGUUUUCCAGUGCUUUGUCUAACGUUGCUUGCAAUUUCUAGCUAAGAGGAUAUUAGAGAUGCCUUGUACAAUGUGUUAAAUGCCCCUCUGGAAAAGAGCAGAAUACCUCAGUGUUUAAAGGAUGUGGUUAUUAAAUUGCUUCUAAAUUGGUCUGCACUGAAUCCCCUGGAGAUUGGCAAUUAAAGGCCACUUUCUAACUUUCCAUGACCAGAUAAAAGGAAGUCUUUUUGUUCCGUUUCAAAAUGACUUCAGAGUGGAUUGUGGGGUUGAAACUGUCUUAGUUAAUCUCUUUUGGGGAGGAGUUGAAAAGCCAGUCUCUUGCUUGACUUAGACAAACCAUGCUUUUUAUUCCUGAUAUUAACUAUAGAUAUUAACUGUUUUAUUUAUAUUUUGGGCAUUACGGAAUCAGCAAUAUUUAGCAGUUUACAGUAAGUUAAAAAUUUGACAAAUAUUAAUAGUUUGGUGCAGUGAUUAAAAUAUUGAAUGGUGGAAUCCAGAGCUGAGUUGAGGGGAGGAGUCAAGAGAUUGCCAGUCUUGCGUUGCUGAUGUGAAGGAAGUGGCUAAAAUAUCUUCCCUAAAACUUCAGUGUACAGAUAAUCCUUGACUUACAUAACUGAGCCCAAAGUUUUUAUUGCUAAGCAAGACAAUUGUUGAGUUUUGUCCCAUUUUAGGUAUAAGCCAAAUUGUUGUAAACCAUGAUUGGAUAUAAACUGGCUAAUACUGAAACAGCCUUGGUUAAACAUUAUCAUUUCAUGCAAAUUCCAGACCUUUCUGUCUUGGAAAUUGAGAAGGAAAGGGGGGACUGAAGUUUGUUGCCAGAUUCCAUAUAAUAUGAAGCUCAGCAUUGGAUUAAGUUCCGUCUGGUUUGCUGUUCUUGUAUUUGUACAAAAAUUUUUUAAGAAAAGUUGUUCAAAACAAAUAACCUAAAAGCAACGGGUGGAAACUAUUUCCCCUCCCCUCCCCUCCCUCCAAUGAGGUCCAGCUUUUUGCUCAUCAAGUUAGGAUAUGCUUCCUAUUCCUAGGCAAGUUAUAUAUAUAAUGAGAAUAUUUAUUUUCCAUCUUUUGCUCUGUGGUUUCUCCUUCAUUUGAUUUUUUUGGGUUCAUUUUUGCCAGUCCCCCUGCAAGAAUUUGUCAUAUGCAUUCUUCAAAAAGCACCAUACUAUUAUCCCACCUAAACUAACAAAAGUCUUGUUGCAACCUAAAAGAUGUUCACAUUAUGUGAUAAAAGCCUGUCAAUGUGUCAAAUUCAUUUGAAGUGGACUGAUACAAUAUAUUAUAGUAGCUAAAAACAGAGCUAUGAGCAGUCUCAUUUCAAUCUCGUCAUUCAUAAAUGUUUUAGAUGCCUUAAUUGGAGAAAUUGCCUUUUCUGUCUACAACAUUAUUUCUUAAAAUAUGGUCCAAGAACUGAAGGUGACUACCAAACUGAGGUAUUUGCUGCCGCUACUGCAUCUUAUUAUUGCUUCAUGGGAUUUUUAAUAUAUAAUUUCUCAACAUAGGCUGAAAAACUUUGAGUCUCUCAGAAUCAUGAUGCAGUAGCAACAAAUACAUCAAUUUUAUUUUAAUACAAUAAAUGUUAAUAUUAAUUAAUGUUAAUGUAACCCCUAUAAACAAAAGAUCUUUUGAAGUCCUCCAUAAUUUUUAAAUGUGUGAAGGAAUCUUGAAAGAAAAAAGUUGAAGAAACACUGGUCUGCAGCAUGAAAGAUAAUCAGACUGACUUACCUUUCAGGGCUGAAGUAGAAUAUAUCUAGAUAAUGCAUGUGAAGUACUUCUGAAUAUUUAAAGUAAUUUACCAACAAUGAACGGCACAAUCCUACUGUCACUAAUCGUACUUUAUCAGUACGAUUUGCUUUUUGAAUUUCAUUUUACUUUUGUAAAGCCAGUCUUGGACUUCAAUCUUCAUUAUCUCAAGUUGUUCUAGGAUAGUAAUGAAUAACCUGCCCCAUUCUGGAUGUCCUUCAUUAUGGGUCAUAUUUAAGACUUCUGUGACUUGUAGUUUAGCAGUAGCCAAUAACCAGAAUGGCUUAUUCCUGAGUGAAGAAAAUUUUCAUAAGGAUUUGCUUACUCUUGUUUAAGAAUUCCUUGAGACUUUUCACUAGGAACUCCCCUAUAUAGGGAGUUAACUGUGCAAUUCUCCAUCUUCUAUAGCUUGCUCCAUUUCAAAAUUUCUGGUAGCUGUUAUUCUCUCAAAUCUGAUUUCCUUUCUUGAAAUUUUCUCUCUACUCUAAAGCUAACUUUCAGGAAACAUUUUUUAAUGAUCUUUAGAAGAUUGUCAUUAUGUAACCUUCUCCCCCAAUAUAUCUCAGCUCUUGUAAAAAAGAAUAAAUCAUGGAAAUAUGUGAUAAACAAUGGGUCCAAAUUACCUUCCCUUUAUACACAUACACUAAGAAAAUUAUUCCCAAUAAUUGAAUUCUCUUGGCCCCACCAACAAAUUUAUAGAAUGUUCUUGCCCCAUUAAUCUGCAUUUUUUAAUUUUUUUAAAUUCUUUAAAAUUAAAAAAUAAAAUAAAAAUAAAGCAGGCUCUUUCCCAACUUUAAGUUAAAUACCCACCCUCCCAAAUUCUGCAAAUGUAACUACAAUAAGCACUAGGAGUCUUAAGAGAAAGAUGAAAGCCACAAGUCUCUUCUGUUCCUGAAAAGACUGCUGCUCAAUGUACAUAAUGGCUGUCUUUUGGAUUGAACUAAGUUAUGCAUGGAGUAGCAACAUGCAGAAAUUCUUCAUUCCCCCAGUGUUAUAUGCAUACUUAUUUUAUUUGCAAAUAUACAUAUAACACUGAGUUAAGAUGAUAAACUCAAAGACCAGGUUUUUCCAGAUUGCUGACUUCCAGAGCACCAAAUGUUAAUUCUCAUCAUAUUUAUAGUAGCAUCUUCUAACCUGGCAACCUCCUACUGUGUUGGUGUCAGAAUCCUGUGCUUUAUGAAUGACAAGUUAGUUAUGGAUUAUGUGAAAAAUGCAACACCAUUGAGGGAAACCAAAUUGGAAAAGGAAGGCAGUAGGGCCAUUAAGAGCCCCAAUAAUUAAGAAAACAAAUCAGGAUCAGAAAAUCCAAGGGUUUUGUAUUAUUAUUAUUUUAAAAAAAUGCCUUCAAACUACAAAUGGUCCUCAAUUUACAAUUAUUUGUUUAGUGGCCAAAGUUACAAUGAUACUAAAAAAAACUGACUUGAGACUGUUUUUCACAUGACCAUUGUAGCAUCCCCAAGGUCCUGUGAUCAGAAUAUGGACACUUGGCAACUGGCAUGUAUUUCUGAUGGCUGCAGGGUCCAGGGUAAUGUGAUUACCUUUUGCAACUUUUUGACAAGCAAAGUCAAUGGGGAGGCCAGAUUCAGUUAACCAUUGUAUUAUUAACUUAACUACAAUGAUUCCCUUAAACUAUGCAAAAAAGGUCAUAAAAUGGCACAAAACUCACUUAACAAUUAUGUUGCUUAGCAAUGGAAAUUUUGGGCUCAAUUGUGGUCAUAAAUCGAGGACUCCCUGUACUGUCCUCGUUACUAUGUGCUAUGUUGCUCCACUAAUGGAAACAUUAUGAAUCUACAAUCCUUCUAUCUGUAUGUUCUUUGCAUUCUUUCCUGAUUCACAAGUUCAAGUGCAUUGGGGAAGGAGUGUGUGCGUGAAGUAUAAUUUUUACAUGUUAAAGAGAAGGUCCUGCCCAACUACCCACCUAAAAAUUAUAGGAUGGAUUUGGAUUCUGGAAAUUUUGUAGCUUUUGAGAAACAAAUCUGAGGGUUGGUAAGAUUGAAGAACUACAAUUCAAGAGAUCUCUGUUCUGAAUUUCCUUUUCAAUCAUCUUCAUGGUGUCUUCAGUAAGUCACUCUUCUCUUACUUUCAGUUUGGCUAACCACCCACUCACAACAUGGAUUUUAAUAAUACUUAAUUACCUAAAUAAAAUGUGGAAAUAAUUACUCAUGGAAAACAGAGAGCAAAUGGAUUUUUUCCUCCUUUUAUUUAAAAAAAAAUGAAACAGUGGAGUAAAGCAGUUUGUGGCAGUAAACAAGCUGGAAGAAAAAUGGAGCCAGUAUCCAUCAGUAAUCACAACUUUGAAUCUGAGCCAACUAACCUGCCUCAUGCAAAAGACAAGGGGUCAAGGAACAGAGAUUAAAAAAAAAAAAGGAAAAGCAAGAUGAGAAAGUUUUUUUAAAAAUACCGUGGACCAAAAAGAGAAAAACAAUUACUCAAGAGUACAAUUUUCAGGCAUGAAUUCAUAACAGUUUCAGUUGGCUUAGAACAUAAGAUCUGACACAUUUCACAAAAUCAUUACAUGGAGUAAAAUUUCCUUUCCAAAUUCACACAAACUGUUUUUACACAAAGAUGAUUUAUCUAAUACAUUUGUAGCAAUAGAUUAUUCUAAUAGAAAAUAAGAUUCAAAAGUAGUGUUCCUCAAUCUCAGCCACUUUUAAGAUGCUACGGGGCUGGGAAAUUUUGGGAGUUAAAAGUUCAUGCUUCUUAAAGUAACUGAAGUUGAGAAACACUGUAACAAAAUAGUUUUACAUCAAUGGAAGAUGUGAGGUUUUUUUCCUCAUUAGCCACAAAUAUGUUUUAAAAGAUUACAGAAAUUCAUGGGAACAACCAUCCAUCAAGGAAACUCUAUUGAACCUCCAUCUUCUGAGGCACUGAACCAGAUGACAGCAAGCAAUAAGGAUUGGCAAAUUACCGACACAAUUUGCUGUCAGCUACUAGUUUGUUACGUGAAACAAAAUGCUAGCUUAGAUUAAUAGUAGCCUUGGUCACUCAUUUAAUAAAACAGCCCUUAUGAUUCCUUCUACUGUGUUCAUUAAUUUGAUAAACUGCCAAUAAAACUACUUUUUUAAAAAAAUGCAACAAGGUUGUUCAGCAUUAGAGAAGGAGGGUAUAAAAGAGUUACAAGUUACGCACUUGUGUGUCUAAGGCACAAUUUCAAUUAAACACUGAUGGUUGUGUAAGCUGGUCAGCACUUAUGCUAAGAACGUUGAAAGAAAAUGGUACACGAGUUCUGAUAUGAAUGAUUAGGAAAAAGAAGGAAGAAAUGUGUGUGUGUGUGUUUGUGUAUAUAUAUAUGAAGUCAUUAAAGGAGGGAAAGAAGGACUGAGGUGUUGGGGUUCUUACAAACUAACAACACUUCAAAAAUCAAGGUUGAUUAUCUGUUAACGGUGGUAAUGCAGCAUCAGUGGAACCCAAGCAAUUUUUCCUAGGUUUAUGUCAUUAACCUGUAAGGCAUGAGUUGUUUUUGACGGUGCUCACAGUAAGCAAACUGCUUUCCAGUCUAUUUGUUUUUGUCUUCCAAAUCAAUUCAAUAGACUGGAAAUGCUAAGGCUUUGGAAUAAGGAUUCCAGAUCCAAUAAACACAACAUCUAUCUGCAGAUCAGGUUUUCACAGAUCAACAAUCCACAACAUCAGGCAUGUAGACAGCAGUCCUGUUUGAUUGUAAGACAACUGUUGUUUUGUUGCAAGCUCCACAUGCAUCAGCCAUGCUUGGACAGCUUUUGGCUGUUUCCAUUGCUCACUGGAUUAGGGCAAAUAACUCAUCCAUUGAUUCCAAGGCAGGAACCCCAAUGCGGGUAUCUACUGAGCUGACUAAGCUGCGCUGGAGAGUGUUGGCUUUGUUAGACAUAUGGCCAGGACACUAUCUCCUUACCAGCAAUGUAGAAACCAGACCUCUUGCCCAUAAUUCCAUAGCCCUCUGUAUCUUAUCAAGACUGCUUUAGAAUGCAAAGAGAGCCCUUAGUUCUAUUAAAAAAAAAACACUUUUAAGCAGAACGAUUAUUUGGGGGAGGGGGGAUUUUUCUCCCUAGACUACAUAGUAUGUUGUAUUAUCACUACCUAAUUAUUUAUUUAAAUCUAUAGGUGCUAAGAGGUAGAUAAAACAAACAUGAAUUGGUUAUAUUCAUAUCAUAUGUUAUGUAUAUAUGGUCAUCAUGCCCUUAGGCUGACAUGAAGUGCAGCUCAACAGGCACUUAACAGGGUACCAAUGAGAGGUUGGGAGGCCUGACUUAUGAUUUAGGGGCACCCAACCUGAACUAAACCAGGAGAUAUAAUCUCUGGCUCACGAUUAACAUGUAAUGCAUGGAAUGGCUGUGAUUAAUAAGAGAGUGAAGGACAUGGCUUGAAUUCCUAUUGCUGAAAAAAUAUGUAACAGGCAGUAUGUUAAAAAACAGAAGCGAACUUCUACAUAUGGUAGAAUUCUUCUUUAUGCUCACCUUUUCAAGUAAAAAUUAGAAUCUGAGUUGAUUCCAAGCUGGGUCCAAAUAGCCUGAGCUGCUAUGCAUAAAGCAGAAAUAUUAAAUCAGUGGUAGUUACACUGAAUCUAACUUAAAUCCUAACAAUUUCAGUGGACUUACUAAGUCUGGAUCUAACUCUCUGGUUCAUGCUACAAGGAUUAAAUUUGUAUAGAUAUCAGAGAUUUUAAUUAUACUUCCUUUGGGAAAUCAAUAUCCAAAAUACACACCUUGCAAAAUUUGCCCAUUACAUUACCCUUGGAAGGCAAAUAACAGCUAAAGAAAAACAGAUUUUUCAUUAAUAAAUGCCUAUAGUCUUUUGAGGUUUAUGUAGAGACAUGUUUUCCCCUUCUUCUUCUUCUUAGAAGGAAAUCUAAUGUUUGCUAAUGCUAUCAAUCAGAAAUUUCAUUAAAAGCUCAAAAUAAAUUGAGCUGAAAGUUAUUUAAUUUCAUGGAAAGAAUGUCCUUUUCUUUUUUUUUCUUUUAAAUUGAACAAUCAGAAAAGCCUGCUUCAGUUAGGGCAGGGGUGUCAAACUCGCAAUGUCAUGUGACGUGUUGUGACAUAUCGUAACUAUUUUUCCAUUGUUGGCAAUGGGAUGGGUGCGGUUUCGCCAUGACGCAUCCAGCCCAAGGGCCGGCAGUUCGACACCCCUGAGUUAAGGGGUCAGUACCUUCUCCAUCCAACACACUCCCUUUAGCAACUGCUUAACUGAACAAUCACAGCCACUCCAUAUUAUAAAUGUCACCACAGGGAACAGGGAAAAUUGCUAAACAUAUAAACUUUUGCAGGAAAGCCAACCCCAUUGUCUCCCAAGGAAAAGGCUUUAAACAAACAAACAAAAACACAACGCCUAAAGCGGUUGCCCUGUUGUGCCUGUAUACCAACCACCAAGUUGGAGAGGUAUUUUAUCUUUGAAAAAGUCAAAGUUUAAAAAUAAGAUCCUAUAAUAAAGCAUCAGGAUUCACAUCGAUGUUAAAUUAAAUGUGGGAAUAGAUACUUUUAGAGAGUGGGUUGGUUUUUAGAAAGCUGUACAAAAAGAUAGCAAUUUAUAGCCUGCGAAUGUAACCACUUCAUAGGCCAGACAUUAUAAAUUACUAGCUUUGUAUAUGGUUCAAACACAUACUUUGGCCGUGUCUGCACAUUGCACUAAGGCAUAAUGUUACUUGUUUCAAUUUGAUAUAUUAUGAUGUGUGAAACCAAGCAUUAUAGUUGUUAACUGAUUUAUGGCUUAGUAUUAUCUAAGAAAUAAAAUAGCAUAGCUUGUACAACAAGCUAGCAUGAAGCAUAACAUGAAGUUCAGCAACUGAUAGAAAUGAUUGGUAGCCAUCUCUUGGCUACAUACAGCAUGACUUCUCCUUCUACUUACCUCACAGCCAUGCUAAUUCAGAAGUGCAGCAGCCAUGAAACAAUUCCUGGAUUCAUCAGAUAUACAGAUAGAAAUGUUUUGCUUCUAUGGAUCAUCUUGUUUGGAAACUAUCUUAGUAAACUCCAAUAUGCCUUCACAUACAAUUCUUUUGGGGUGUACAGGAUUUGUGCCUUGGUGGAAAAGAUGCACCAGCACUGUUCCUAAGUCUUUUUCAAAUGUCACCUUCCUGAAAAUGCAAAUCUAAUGUUUUUGGCUGCUCUGAGAGUUGCUCCUGCAAAUCAGGAGUAUUUGCUUAUUAUCUCCAGGUUGGGGUAGCAAAACCCUAUUGAGGGUCUUCCUAAGUAAGACUGGCAAGAUGAUACAAAAGCAUCAGAAUUAUUAAUGAGACCCCCAGCCAGCAUAAACACUACUGAAUUAGAUCUUUUUGUAGCUCUCAUAAAUUACAACUAGUCUUGCACAGAAAAGUAUUCCUCUGAAAAUAAUACUUUCAGUAUCACAUGCAAUAAUCAUAGAACUUGACAAGAAAUUUUGCAGAAUUUCUUUAGAAAAUCUAUAGAUUCAUCCAUUUGUAAAUCCAAUUCUCUCCAUUUUACAGCUCUCUGCCCAUUUCUAUCAUUGAUAAAAAUAAAACUUUUUAUCCUCCUUCUGUUUAUUACUAUUAUACUUCUCUGUUUGGGUAUGGCAGUCAGCAAUUAACUGAUUUCUUUUGAAAUUCUUACUGAAGUAUAUUAGUAUUGGGGGAGUGGCUAUCUUUGAGUAUAUAAUGGCAAAAAGUUGUCUACCAUUGUGUACUAAGGAAAUUGAGGAGAGUUUUAAAAUUUGAGUAUUAACUUAUCUGUAGAUCUUGAAAUUUCAGAUGAUACUUCAAGGAAAAAAACUGAGCAACACAGGAACCUUGCAAAUAAAAUAGACAGUGCUUGCUGCUAAUUGCAUAUAACAAUAUGAACACUCAACUGAGUCGAACACAAUUGGAGGAAAUGUAAAAUUAAUAUUGGAGGAAAUGUAAAAUUAAUAUUUUAAGAAACUGGAUGCACAGGGAAUGAGAAAGAUAGAACCUUGUCCAAAACCAUGGAGUUACUGUCAACAAUUCAAAAGAUACCAAUAGCAUCCCUGAAGAAUUAAAAUGGUCAGACCAUGCAGCAAAGUUAAGUCCUUACCCACCUCACAAACUAUCAUUAUAUUCUUCCUUGUGCAUCACUGAAGAACUAAAAAUUGCAACUGAGUUUUUACAUUUCACUAUUAUUUUGGAAAUAUGAGAUAUACAUCUCUUUUUUAAAAAAAAUCUCAUGUCAUUUCCCCUAUCAGUUUAGAUGUAUCUUCCUCCAAACAGAUUGAUCCAGUUUCUUUUUUGUUGCUUUGGAUAUAGUUCCUAAGAUUUUAGUUUUAAUUUUAAAGCAACUAAUGUGAAGAUUUUUGUCCAUGUUAGUCUCUUUGGAAAGUCUAACUGUGGAAUAACUUGAAAUUUUUUCAGAAGGCAUAAUUUAACAUCCAUUCACAUACAUUGAAUCUUGGAUUCCAAAAACACUGCACCUAUUAAAAUAUAUUCUGGAUUUGGUUCCAAGUCAACUGAAAUGAAGUGCAAUCAAAACACAGUUCCAAAUAUGAUUAUUCUUCUUAUAUAUAACAUUCCAAGUUUAGAAAUUUUAAAAUUUCUAAGCCUCCUGAGACAGCCUAUGUAAAUACAUGUUCUUAAACAUGCAUACAUUAGCAUAGAAGGUCCAAUAAUAUUAGGUCAUUUGUGUCACACAGCUCUCUCACCUGCCCUCACACAAUCCCUUGAAGCUUAUCCUCCGGAGACUUUCUGCCUUUCCACUGUCUCGCUCCUCCUUUCUCCUUCAAUUACAGUAAGCCUUUUGAGGAAAGAAAAUCAAUUUCGUGAAAUCCUGGGUAGAGAGUCCUUAUUAGUUCGUUGCAACUCAAAAGUGAUUUUUGAAAGGCCUUUUCCACAUUGCCAUAUGCUACGUUCUUAGUGGCUAAAAUGAUUUAAUGCUUCCAGACAGGAGGUUAGGAUGGAGUAGCUCUUCCAAGACACAAACCAACAACGUGAUCUAUGAUGGGAUAUUAGGUACAUAGCAAUGCCUUGAAAUAAUUUUCUUAAUAGGUUGCUCCCCAGAUGUGUAGAAUUUCAAUCUCUACAAUCCCCAGCCAGCAGAUAUGUUGCCUGAGGGAUUAUGGACAUUAAUCCAACAUAUCUGCUACAGAUGAUCAGAACAAUAAGUCCAAUUAAACCCAACUCACAAUGUUGUCUUUCUAGAUUUUUCUGAUGGACAAGUUGAAACCCUCCAACUAUUCAGAUUAAGAUCACAGAGAUAGCUGAGGUACUGAUGUAAUUAAGAUUUGUUUUCUCUGUUUUUAAGGAUUCAAUUUUAUUGGCUUGUCAAGUAAUCUUUUACAAAAAGAUGAUUUGAUACAGAUUUUCUCUGAGCCACUUUCAGACUAUGUUAGAGGAAAAGGCUGUCUUCCAAAUCAUCAGAUUCUUUAACACUAAAAUUUAAAACGAUAUCCUUGUUUUUUUAUAUGCUAUCUGAUAAGUCUUUUUUGGAGGGCGCUUACCGUUGAUAUAGCAAUAGCAAUAGCACUUAGACUUAUACACCGCUUCACGGUGCUUUACAGCCCUCUCUAAGCAGUUUACAGAGUUUACAGAAUCAGCAUGUUGCCCCAACAAUCUGGGUCCUCAUUUUA
Molecule: messenger RNA, 12491 nt
Organism: Crotalus tigris (Tiger rattlesnake)
Lineage: Eukaryota; Metazoa; Chordata; Lepidosauria; Squamata; Viperidae
Gene: B4GALNT2
Product: beta-1,4-N-acetyl-galactosaminyltransferase 2
Biological process (GO): UDP-N-acetylglucosamine metabolic process; UDP-N-acetylgalactosamine metabolic process
Source: RefSeq, a predicted model, not a curated record